CGGUCUCUUUUAUGAUGGAGGGAAGCCGGCAGACGCGAGUGUCACGGCCGUACAAGAUCAGCGAAUCCUCAAAGGUGUACCGCUGGGCCGACCACUCGAGCACGGUGCUGCAGCGGCUGAACGAGCAGCGUCUGCGCGGGCUCUUCUGCGAUGUCGUCCUGGUGGCGGACGAGCAGCGCGUGCCGGCCCACCGCAACCUGCUAGCCGUGUGCAGCGACUACUUCAACUCCAUGUUCACCAUCGGCAUGCGCGAGGCCUUCCAGAAGGAGGUGGAGCUGGUCGGCGCUUCCUCUGUCGGGCUCAAGGCCGUGGUGGACUUCCUGUACGGCGGGGAGCUGGCCCUGGACGGCGGCAACAUCGACUACAUCCUGGAGACGGCCCACCUGCUGCAGAUCUGGACGGCGGUGGACUUCUGCUGUGAGUACCUGGAGCAGGAGGUGAGCGAGGACAACUACCUGUACCUACAGGAGCUGGCCUCCAUCUACAGCCUCAAGCGGCUCGACGCCUUCAUCGACGGCUUCAUCCUGAGCCGCUUCGGCACGCUGUCCUUCACGCCCGACUUCCUGCAGAACGUGUCCAUGCAGAAGCUGUGCGUCUACCUGAGCAGCAGCGAGGUGCAGCGGGAGUGCGAGCAUGACCUGCUGCAGGCCGCCCUGCAGUGGCUCACGCAGCAGCCCGAGCGCGAGGCCCACGCCUACCAGGUGCUGGAGAACAUCCACUUCCCGCUCAUCCCCAAGAACGACCUGCUGCACCGCGUCAAGCCGGCCGUGUGCUCGCUGCUGCCGCGGGAGGCCAACUGCGAGGGCUUCAUCGAGGAGGCGGUGCGCUACCACAACAGCCUGGCGGCCCAGCCGGUCAUGCAGACUAAGCGCACGGCGCUCCGCACCAACGAGGAGCGCCUGCUCUUCGUGGGCGGCGAGGUCUCCGAGCGGUGUCUGGAGCUCAGCGAUGACACCUGCUACCUGGACGCCAAGAGCGAGCAGUGGGUCAAGGAGACGCCCCUGCCGGCCCGGCGCAGCCACCACUGUGUCGCUGUGCUGGGGGGGUUCAUCUUCAUCGCCGGCGGCAGCUUCUCCCGGGACAAUGGAGGGGAUGCGGCGUCCAAUCUUCUUUAUAGGUAUGACCCCCGCUGUAAACAGUGGAUCAAGGUAGCCUCCAUGAACCAGCGCCGCGUGGAUUUCUACCUGGCCUCCAUUGAAGACAUGCUGGUGGCCGUCGGCGGCCGGAACGAGAAUGGAGCUCUUUCCUCGGUGGAGACUUACAGCCCCAAGACCGACUCCUGGUCCUACGUGGCCGGCUUGCCAAGGUUCACCUACGGCCACGCGGGCACCAUCUACAAAGAUUUCGUGUACAUCUCGGGGGGCCACGACUACCAGAUCGGCCCCUACCGCAAGAACCUGCUGUGCUACGACCACCGGACGGACGUGUGGGAGGAGCGGCGACCCAUGAGCACGGCGCGGGGCUGGCACAGCAUGUGUAGCCUGGGGGACAGCAUCUACUGCAUCGGCGGCAGCGACGACAGCAUCGAGUCCAUGGAGCGCUUCGAUGUGCUGGGCGUCGAGGCCUACAGCCCGCAGUGCAACCAGUGGACCCGCGUGGCGCCCCUCCUGCACGCCAACAGUGAGUCGGGGGUGGCCGUGUGGGAGGGCCGCAUCUACAUCCUGGGCGGCUACAGCUGGGAGAGCACGGCCUUCUCCAAGACAGUGCAGGUGUACGACCGCGACAAGGACAAGUGGAGCAAGGGCCCCGACCUGCCCAAGGCCAUCGCCGGGGUGUCCGCCUGCGUGUGCGCCCUGAAGCCGCGGCUGGAGGACAAGAAGAAGAAGGGCAAGGGCAAGAGGCACCAGGACCGGGGCCAGUGACGCCCCCGCACCCACCCCCACCCCCCCGCCUGCGCCUGGCGGGGACCUGGUCCCCGCCACCACCUGCCAGAGCGUCUAGACCAGCAACAACUUCGUAGCAUCCUGGAACCAUGAUAUACUUCUUAGCAGCUUUUUUUACUUUUAUGAUUCUUGGUAUUUCUAUGAUAUCACAGUAACCGAUUAAAUAUUCUGUAUAAUUUUACAUAUUAUUUUGCUUGAAUAAUUAAACCCGGGCCCAGGCAGAAAAUAGCCCCUCAUCUCUGUGCAGGGCUUCUUCCCUCGUUCUGAGUCUCCCCGAGGAUGCCACCUCACUGCCCCCCCCCGAAGUACCUAGGGCAGGGCUUAUGCAGAAAUUUUUGUGAGCGAAAGUAGGGGCCGUGGUGGGGACAGUUGGGAUCCCCCAGUCCAUGCCUCUCUCAGCUUGGCUGAGCUGUUGGAUUC
Messenger RNA from Neomonachus schauinslandi (Hawaiian monk seal), 2303 nucleotides. It is a transcript of the gene KLHL36, whose product is annotated as kelch like family member 36. The record is from RefSeq and is a predicted model, not a curated record. Gene Ontology annotation, molecular function: cullin family protein binding. Lineage: Eukaryota; Metazoa; Chordata; Mammalia; Carnivora; Phocidae. The transcript has 4 exons. Bases 12 to 1862 code for a protein of 616 amino acids.